AUGUCUGACAAGACGAGGCAGUCUUCUGGCGGCCGGUCUUUAUUCUCACGAAGUAAGCACAAAGACAAGCGCUUGACCGAAGAAUCGAGAUACCCCGCAGACGAUGCCGCCAGUUUUCGCUCCUCGCGCCACAAACGAGAGUCGUCUGCCAUUUCGCUGGAUCGCCCAGAAUCUUCUGAUGGCGGUAUCAACCAGAUGGCGGGCGUAAUUACGUCGAUACCCUAUGAUGCCGUUGGAGGAGGAUCACGCUCUCCCAUACCUGUCGAGUAUCUGCCCAAGGGCGAGCAGAUGCCAGUGCGCCGUGAACCUCUCCCGCACCACCUGAACAAAAGUGGCCUGGACUUUCACCAAUACCCGAGCUGGGAUGGGACAUCAGCACAGUCUGGUGCCCACUCCCCCGGGCGACAACCUCUUGGUUAUGGAUAUGGCAAUGUUACUAUGGCUUCAACGGGCCGUCAGACCCAAUAUCAGCAAUGGGGUCCGCCUAGGGGCAGCUCUUCCCACUCGAAUAAUCCUCCCAACCCUCGAUACGACUCAUAUAUGUCAUCUAAUGCUCGGGGCUCGGCUGAUAACCUGAGCAUUCAGUCAGGUAAUCCAGGUUUCAUUGAUGGAAGGAUAUCACGCUCACAAAAUGUAGCUAUGCCCAGUGCCUCUUCUCAAAGCUCUUAUGCUGCUUCUCAGCACUCGAACCGCGAUUCUCACCGGUUUACCAAAUUUCCGUCUGGGCCCCCUCCAGGACAAAGCGAUCCACAGGGUGGUUUCUAUUUCCCAAAACCAGACGACGAUAAUGUGGUCGAACAGAUGUUCCUCCAGCUAAUGCAGAAGCGAGGAUGGCACAAUCUCCCUGAGCAGGCCAGGAGACAGAUGAUGGCAUACCCCGCCCAGAAGAAGUGGACGCUGAUCUAUCAGGAUCGACUUACUGAAUGGCAAGGCGAGCAGAAGCGCCGACAAACAGCACGCCCGAACCAGUAUACUGCGACUCCCGAUAUCACGACGUACUCAGACGAAGAAGGCACUCCUGAAUGGUAUGUGCGGCGAGUUAUGGAGGAUCGCCUUGACACGAAAGGUAUGGGAAGUUUGGAAGUCAAUUUGCGAACACAACAAAUUGGUUGGGUCAAAAGAUUCGUCGAGUGUCAGGGACAGGUCGCUCUGAUGACCUUGCUGCUUAAGAUCAACCGCAGGACAGCACAGGGACCAGUCCAGGAUAACACCCGUAUCGACAAGAACCUCGAUCGCGAGUACGACAUUAUCAAGUGUGUAAAGGCGCUUAUGAACAACAAAUUCGGCGCCGACGAUGCCUUGAUCCACCAAAAGGUCAUGGUAGCCCUUGCUAGCUCUCUUAUAUCUCCUCGUCUCACCACGCGGAAGCUUGUCAGCGAGAUCAUAACCUUCCUAUGCACCUGGGGAGAGAAUGCCGAAGGUCAUCUGAAGGUCAUUCAGGCGCUGGACGAGGUUAAGACCGCAUCUGGAGAAAAUGGCCGAUUCGAUGCUUGGAUGCGUUUGGUGGAGGUCACCAUUGAUGGUAGGGGCAAGAUGGGAAGUUUGGUCGGUGCCAGCGAAGAAUUGAGGACUGGAGGUAUUGGGAUGGAGAACUUGCUUAUGGAAUACGCCGUUGCGACUCUCAUGCUCGUCAACAUGAUCAUUGAUUCGCCCGAGAGAGAUCUGGAGUUGAGGAUACACAUUCGAGCCCAGUUUACAGCAUGUGGUAUCAAGCGAAUCUUGACGAAGAUGGAGGAGUUCCAAUACGAACUCUUGGACAAGCAGAUUGAACGGUUCAGAACAAACGAAGCCAUUGACUAUGAGGAUAUGCUUGAGAGGGAGAAUAGCAGUAUCAAGGACGAUGUCGAAGGCGAGGUCAAGGAUCUGACUGACCCCGUUCAAAUCGCCGAUGCUAUCCAGCAGCGUCUUCAUGGUACAAAGACCAAUGACUACUUCAUUUCGGCCCUGCAGCAUCUUAUGCUCAUCCGAGCUAAUGAUGGCGAGGAGCGCCUGCGCAUGUUCCAGUUGGUCGAUUCCAUGCUUAGCUACGUUGCCAUGGAUCGGCGACUGCCGAACAUGGAUCUCAAGCAGAGUCUCAACUUCACGGUUCAAAGUCUCCUUGACAAAUUGCAUACAGACUCAGAAGCGAGGCAAGCCCAGGAUGAGGCUCUCGAGUCGCGACAAAUCGCCGAGGCCGCGAUGGCUGAGCGCGAUGAGAUGAAGGCUCAGCUUGAGCUGGGGGCUGAUGGCCUGGUUGCCAAAUUACAGAAGCAACUGGACGAGCAAUCUCGAUUCAUUGACGCUCAAAGAAGACAGGCAGACGGUCUCAAAGCCGAAUUGGACAGUAUGCAAACUAUGAGAGCCAAGGAAGCCCAGCGAUAUGAGUUGGAAACAAGAGAGCUAUACCUGAUGCUUCGAGAUGCGCAGGACGUAGCUGCUUCCAAGGCGAUCAAAAGCGCUGCGGCUGCUAGCGCCAGCGCCAGCACCAGCAGCAAGGUGACUGCCCCUGAGGAUCCUGCUCGUAUGCAGGGUAUCCUGGAUCGCGAACGCCUCAUGGAGCGGUUACAGAUGCAGAUCGAGCGGCAGAAGACACAAUACAAGCUUGAGGGACGUGUUUGGGGAGACGCUGUUGGGCCUUCAGACCGUCUUCGAGCCCUGCGCGAAGAGAUGGACGACAGGCCUGGAACACCUCCUGGUGGUGGUACGCCUCCCCGGGACUUCACCAACAGCGUUCUGGGCAGCAUCCACCGCAAUACCAAGAUUCCACGCAAGCCCCUUAAGAGACGCUCUGAUGGUGAAGUGAUCGAUGAGGACGACGAGACUGAGGGCGAGGACGGUGUCAUCUUCGAGAAGCCCAGAAUCGUCGAGAUGAAGCGACCUACGAUAGACCCCAAGCAGCAAGCUGGCUUGCUUGGUGAGAUUGGUUCCAAGGUCAAGAAGUUCGAUGCCAGUGAUUCUGAGGAUGACACUACCGGUCCUUCUCACCCUAGUAUGGAGACUUCAUCACCCAUUACUCCCCCAGGUGAUAGUGAAACUCCCAAAAUCGAAGUCACUGGUGCUGCUCCUCCACCUCCGCCGCCACCUCCACCACCUCCAAUGCCCGGUCAAAUACCCGGAGCUCCGCCGCCUCCUCCUCCUCCGCCUCCGCCCAUGCCGGGCCAGAUUCCUGGUGCCCCUCCGCCUCCGCCCCCCUUGCCUGGCAUGUUGAUGCCAGGUGGUGGACCUCCUCCUCCCCCACCACCGCCUCCGUUGCCUGGUGCUGGAGGUAUGCCUCCUCCCCCACCUCCUCCUUUGCCUGGUGCUAUGUCUGGGCACUUCUUGGCUCGACAACCCGCUUUCGGGGCUGCACCAAGCAUUGGCCUGCCAGUGGUUCGUCCCAAGAAGAAGCUCAAGGCCCUGCAUUGGGAGAAGGUCGAUGCUCCUGAGACUAGUCACUGGGCAGCCCAUACACCCUCUGCCGAAGCCCGAGAGGAGAAGUAUCAGGAGCUCAGCAAGAAGGGUAUUCUAGACGAGGUUGAGAAACUGUUCAUGGCUAAGGAGAUCAAGAAGAUUGGUAUAGGAAGCUCUUCUAAGAAGGAUGACAAGAAGCAAAUCAUCUCUUCUGAUCUCCGCAAGGCCUAUGAAAUUGCCUUCGCCAAGUUUUCACAGUACUCUGUCGAAAAGGUUGUUCAAAUGAUCAUUCACUGCGAUCCAGAGAUUCUAGACAACACUGUAGUGAUGGACUUUUUACAGAAGGACGACCUCUGUAAUAUCCCCGACAACACAGUCAAGCAAAUGGCACCGUACAGCAAGGACUGGACUGGACCUGAUGCCAAGUCUCAAGACCGUGAACUUGAUCCCUCGGAGCUCACUCGACAAGAUCAGCUUUACCUCUACACGGCUUUUGAGUUACACCACUACUGGAAGAGUCGAAUGAGGGCCCUUGCUCUUACUAGAAGCUUUGAGCAAGAGUACGAAGAGAUUAACGAGAAGAUCCGACAGGUUGUGACAGUAUCUGAGUCGCUACGCGAUUCCGUUUCAUUGAUGAACGUUCUUGGCCUUAUUUUGGAUAUUGGUAAUUACAUGAACGAUGCGAACAAGCAAGCACGUGGUUUCAAGCUCAGCUCCCUUGCAAGAUUGGGUAUGGUCAAGGACGACAAAAACGAGUCAACGUUGGCCGAUCUCGUGGAACGUAUUGUACGGAACCAAUACCCUGAGUGGGAGACAUUUGCAGAUGAUAUCAACGGAGUCAUGACGGCACAGAAGAUCAACAUUGAGCAGCUUCAGGCGGAUGCGAAGAAGUACAUCGACAAUAUUCGAAACAUUCAAAUGUCGUUGGAUUCUGGUAAUCUAAGCGACCCCAAGCAGUUCCAUCCCCAGGACCGAGUGAGUCAAAUCGUCCAACGCAUUAUGAAGGAAGCCAGAAGAAAAUCCGAACAGAUGGAGCUGUACUUGGAAGAGAUGAUGAAGACAUACAAGGAUAUCAUGGUGUUCUACGGCGAGGACCCCGCAGAUGAUGGUGCCCGCCGAGAUUUCUUUGCCAAGUUGGCAUUGUUCGUGGGAGAGUGGAAGAAGUCUCGUGACAAGAACGUGCAGGUGGAAGAGACAAGGAAGCGUAACGAGGCGUCAAUGAAACGGAAGCAUACAGCACAACUCAAACUUACCAACGCCAACGCCGAGGCAGGGCCCACGUCUCCAUCCAAUACCGGCGCCAUGGACUCCCUCCUGGAGAAGCUACGUGCAGCUGCGCCGCAAGCUCGGGACCAGAGAGACCGAAGAAGGCGUGCGCGACUCAAGGACCGUCACCAGGUCCGCGUCGCGUCAGGACAAAAGAUUCCAGACCUCGACGAAAUCCCAGAAGUGGAAGCUGGCCUCAAGAACAAGGAGGAACCAGCCGAAGACGACACUAAAGUGCUCAGCCCCGGCCUCUCAUCACCUCGUGAAGGUGAAGACGACGUUGCCGAUAGAGCAGCAGCUCUUUUACAAGGCAUGCGCGGUGGCGAUGGCGCAGAUGACAACGAUCCCGAGAGGAGAGAAACCCUUCGAAAAGCCAGACGGCAAACAGCAGAGGAAGAGAGGAGGCUACGAAGACGGCGAAGAGAAAGGGCGACCACAAAUCAGCCAGAAGAGAACCCCGACGAGCAAAAGGAAGAACCCAGGGAAGAGCCAAAGAUAGAAGAAGGAGAGGCAGCCAAAGAGCCGCCGAAGGAAGAAGAAGUGCCUAUAGAAGAUGAUAUUCCAACACCUAGAGCAGCGACUACCAGCGACGGUGCCCCAGAGGAAGAGCAAGGGGAAAAGGCAUAG
Fusarium subglutinans is the source of this 5262-nucleotide messenger RNA. RefSeq lists its product as uncharacterized. Gene Ontology annotation, cellular component: cell division site; mating projection tip. The transcript is spliced from 2 exons. Lineage: Eukaryota; Fungi; Ascomycota; Sordariomycetes; Hypocreales; Nectriaceae. The record is from RefSeq and is a predicted model, not a curated record. Gene Ontology annotation, molecular function: small GTPase binding; actin binding. Gene Ontology annotation, biological process: barbed-end actin filament capping; actin filament bundle assembly; mitotic actomyosin contractile ring assembly. The coding region runs from base 1 to 5262 and encodes 1753 amino acids.